Molecule: messenger RNA, 3484 nt
Organism: Manihot esculenta (cassava)
Lineage: Eukaryota; Viridiplantae; Streptophyta; Magnoliopsida; Malpighiales; Euphorbiaceae
Product: protein GRIP
Exons: 22
Coding region: 491-2938 (815 amino acids)
Biological process (GO): reciprocal meiotic recombination
Source: RefSeq, a predicted model, not a curated record
UGAGUCAAAAAUCUUAACCUCCCUGUGAACUAACAAUAUUCGGAUGAUUGAAGAGUGCACUCUUCUAAUAUCAAAUCGUGUAUUUAAAAAUGAAUAAUUUUAAGAUAUUAUUUAAUAAAAUUAAAUCCUAAAAAACGUGGAUUCAUCAUGCUGGGUGAUUUUUGUACUAAUUUUAACAGAUGAGAGUUUUAUAAACAGAAAUGGAAAAAUAAUGACUUUUUACAAUAAUGCCCAUGGGAAACUGAAUAUUCCAAACCCGGAAGGAUUUGGCCCUCACGCGCAAUGUUGGCACCGUCAGAUCCAGUCUUUAUCCGGUUCCAGUGCAGUGAUGAUACCAGUUGAAUUCCCUAAUUCAUUGAAUCAAGCUUAGCUGUUUAACUUGAUAGAUCUCACAUUCACCGUUAAAAGCUAAGUUCUUCCUCGUAUUUUAUCAGGUAAGACUUGGGAGUUUAGAAGUUGAGAAACACAGUGCUUCCUAAAUAUUACAACAAUGUCAAUGGAGGAAGGCAAUGCUGGUGAAAUGCCGGGAACUCAUAUGGAAGAUCCUGAAAAACAUCUGUCUGACAUGCACCGUGGAAGCAAUGGGAAUCUUACCAAAGAAAAUGGGUUGCAAGAUGACACUCCUUUUACAGAGACUGCUCAUGAGCAGCUUGUACAAAUGGUUAUUGAGUUAAAGUUUCAAAACGAAUUCUUGACGUCUCAGUUUGAGGCUUUGAAAAAUCUUCAAUCAGCAGAUGAUAAAUCUCAACACAGAACAGAAGCAAGCCAUCAAAAAACUGGUGAAAUUGAGGGACUCCAAAAGAGUAUUGAGUCUUUGAGUAGAGAACUUCACGCAGAAACACAAACACGAGGUGCAGCUGAAGAGGCUUUGAAGCAUCUUCGUGAGGCAUACUCUGAAGCAGAAGCAAAAGCCCAAGAGCUCUCAGCAAACCUUGCUGAAGCUGAACAGAAGUUAGAUAAAGAAAUAAAAGAGCGUGAAGAGAAGUAUUCUGAACUUGAUUCCAAGUUUCAAAGGCUUCAUAAACGAGCAAAACAACGUAUUCAAGAGGUCCAGAAGGCAGCAUAUGCAGAUGUGCAGAAACUGAGUUCAAAUAUUGUUUGGAGAUUGUCAUUUCAGGAAAAGGAUGAUCUUGUAGCCCGGUUUCGUGAAAUAAAUGAAGCUGCUGAACGAGCAUCAUCACAACAGUCAACUCUGCAGCAAGAGCUAGAACGCACAAGACAACAAGCACAUGAUGCACUGAAAGCAAUGGAUGCUGAGAGGCAACAAUUAAGAAGUGCAAAUAAUAAACUCCGUGAAAAGAUUGAGGAGUUGCACCAAUCAUUUCAACCUAAAGAGAGUGCUCUUGAGGCAUUGCAACAGACUCUUUUGGAGAAAGAACAGAUGUUGGAAGACAUGAGAGGUUUACUACAAGCUGCAGAGGAGAAAAAGCAAGCUUCAUUGGCUGAGCUCUCUGCUAAACAUCAGAAGAAUAUAGAGAACUUGGAAGGCCAACUUGCUGAUGCUUUAGUUGAUCGGGUUAAGGCUACUGAAACUAUAUCUUCACUGCAGGUGCUUAUUGCCGAGAAAGAGACUAGAAUUGCAGAGAUGGAUGCUGCUUCAAGUGGUGAAGCAGCUCGGCUUAGAGCUGCUUUGGAAAGUUUAAAAGGAGAGCUUGCCCACCAAAAACAGGAGCACGAGAAGGAAAAAGAGAGCUUGGAAGCUGCCUCCAAUACACUCAAAAUGAAACUUGAAAUUGCUGGGAGUAACUGCAUACGUGCUGAAAUUGAAGCAGCUAAAAUAAGAAGUGAGCUGGAAUUAAAAGUAUACGUACAAAAGCAGAUGCUAAACAAAAAGGAUGGUGAACUGUUGGCUGCCCAAGAGGAGAUCAACCGCCUUGAAAGUGAAUUUUCCUCAUAUAAGGUUCGUGCUCAUGCACUACUUCAGAGAAAGGAGGUUGAGCUAGCUGCAGCUCAGGACUCUGAACAACUUAAAGCUUUGGAGGAAGCUAUAAAAGAGGCAGAAAGAGAAUUGUCGUUGAUAUCUUCAGAAAGGGAUGAGGCUCUCCAGGAUCUUCAGGAUGCAUUGGCUAAUUAUGACAAAGAACUUGCUGAAAGAGAUGCAGCUCUUAACAAUUCCAAGCAGCAGAUGAAAAGUAUUGAAAUAAAACUUGAUUCAGCAAAUUCUCGCUACCAAUUUGAGAAAGAAGCAUGGGAGACAAACCUUCAAAAUUUGGAAGAAUCAUGGCGAUUGAGAUAUGAGGCAUUGAAGGCAGAAAAGGAAGCAACUUCUGGGCAAGAUAUACAAAAAGAAUUAGAAGAGUUGAAAGUACGCUAUAAAAAGCUGAAGGAAGAGCAUGAGGCAUUCCGUGAUCUUGCUGAUAGAAUGAUCGGGGAGAAGGAUAAAGAAAUAUCUAAACUUGUUGAUGACAAUAAGAAUCUUCGUUAUUCCCUGGAAUCAAGGCCACAAGAUGAUCAAAAUGAAAAUAAUAUCACAGUAUUUUCAGCCUUGAAAAAACAGGAUGCACCAAAUUUAAGCACCUCUGCUGCAGAACAGCAAAUUCUGCUUUUGGCAAGGCAACAAGCUCAGAGAGAGGAGGAAUUGGCACAAUCUCAGCGGCAUAUUUUGGCACUUCAAGAGGAAAUUGAGGAACUUCAACGGGAAAAUCGUCUUCACGGCCAACAGGAAGCUAUGUUGAAGGCUGAGCUACGCAACUUGGAAAGAUCACAGAAAAGAGAGGGGGUAGAUUUGACAUAUCUGAAAAAUGUCAUAUUGAAGCUACUUGAAACAGGUGAAGUGGAGGUACUAUUGCCUGUUGUUGCAAUGCUUCUGCAAUUCAGUCCUGAAGAGGUGCUGAAAUGUCAAGAGGCAUACAAUGCAUCUGAUGCUGCUCCACCGAGUCCUUCAAGUGAUUCUUCUGGAUCCACACUCUCUCUUUUCUCAAGAUUCUCAUUUUCAUAACACCAGAAGGGGACAUCCUAGAGAAUUCUUUUGUUGCAGAACCGCUGCAACUGCUAUGCAGCCACCGCAGUGUUGGGUGCUUGUGAGCAGAUUCAUAGCAUAGGUGUCAUCACAGUAUGCAUUAUUUUGUUAAAAUCGCGAGAAUGGUUAUGAUAACCAUGGAAAGGAAGAACAUCUUAGCAGCAUUCAGUUCACGAAGCCCUUUUCAUCUGAAUGUUUAUUUCCAUUUUUGGUUUUUGAGAGCACAUUGUAUAGGUGAGAAAGAAAAGGUUGUUGAUAAACUAAUAUUCCAUAACAUUCAUUCAGAAACCAAAGAAGUACCUCAAUUGUUCUAAAUUUGAAGACCUUGUCACUGCAAAUGGAAUUAGUGGAUCUGGAAUGAGUGGUCACUUUGUCAAGAGAGUUAAAUAACAAGCCUGUUUAACUGGCAUCGCUCUCUUGUAUUCAUCCUUCUCAACAGUGUUAGCUGCCACAGUAAUUAUUGUAAUUAUUCAAAUGCGUGCUCUGGAUAAACGAACUAAUUGAGAUUUUGAUUAAGGAGAUCAA